UAAACCCUUAUUUAAGAAACUUCAGUUUCUAAUUCUGCUGGUCUUUUCAGAAGAAGAGAUAAUAGGAGAGAGAAGAAAGUUAAGAGGUUUAUAAUGGUGGCUCACGAGAGGAUCCAUAAUCUUCAAAAACCAACGUGCAUUUGCAUUAUCUGAAAACUCAACGACUCUCUCUCAAGAAGACAACUUCUCACUUACCAACAAGACGACUUCACGACGUUGUCGUCGCCAAUACCUUCUUGCAUCACCGGAAACCCAAUCGACGAUUGCUGGCGCUGCGACCCUAACUGGUCGGCAAAUCGCCAACGACUAGCCGAUUGCUCAAUUGGUUUCGGACAAGGAACACUCGGAGGAAAAGGCGGUCAGUUUUACCUCGUCACCGAUUCCUCCGACAACGACGCGGCGCAUCCAAUUCCCGGAACCCUACGUCACGCCGUGAUUCAGCCGGAGCCACUCUGGAUCGUCUUCUCUAGCGACAUGGGAAUCACACUCAAACACGAGCUCAUCAUCGCAAGUUACAAGACAAUCGAUGGACGCGGCACGAAUGUCCAAAUCACCGGACAUGGUUGCCUCACGAUCCAGCAGGUGAGCCACGUCAUCAUCCACAACAUCCACAUUCACCACUGUAAACCCUCCGGCAACACUUUGGUUGCUUCGUCGCCAACACACGUCGGAUAUCGAGGAAUUUCCGACGGAGACGGAAUCUCAGUCUCAGCUUCGCAUCACAUUUGGGUCGAUCACUGUUCUCUCGGUUACUGUGCUGACGGACUCAUCGACGUCAUCCUCGCUUCCACCGCCGUCACAAUUUCCAACAACUAUUUCUCUCAUCACGACGAAGUUAUACUCUUAGGUCACGACGACCGGUACACGGCUGACAAGGGGAUGCAAGUAACAAUUGCAUUCAACCAUUUCGGAGAAGGGCUUGUGCAGAGGAUGCCGCGGUGUAGGCACGGUUAUAUCCACGUGGUGAACAACGACUUCACGGCAUGGGAAAUGUAUGCAAUCGGCGGAAGUGCUAGCCCUACGAUCAAUAGUCAGGGUAACCGUUACACCGCACCUAUUGAUCCCAAUGCCAAAGAGGUGACGAAGCGCGUGGACUCAAACGAGAAACAUUGGUCGGGAUGGAACUGGAGAACGGAAGGUGACGUUAUGCUUAACGGAGCGUUUUUCGUGCCGUCAGGUGACGGAGUGAGCCCAGCGUACGCCAGAGCCACCAGUGUUCAGCCUAAAGCCGCCGCUAUCAUUGACCAACUCACGGUCAACGCCGGCGUCUUUGGCGAUCCCAGUGGGAGAAACGGCCAAGGAGGAAGUUUUCCCGGAAUAACGGACGGUGGUGGGACCAUCACACGCGGUUAUAGUAAAAGUGGACCCAGCGGCAGUAGCGGGGACAGCGAUGAUGGCCUUUUCACAGUGAUAUUCGGUAACAAUAGCGGUGCGGUGGCUCUAAGGCCGGGACAAGUCUGGUCGAUUCUAUUGAUUAUCAUUUUAUUUUGGUAUAUUCCACACCAUACGAGAUGAUGAUUUCAUUAUUGGUUAGAGGGUUUAUUAUUUAUUUCUGGUUACAAAACGAAUAUACGUAUUUAUAUACA
Messenger RNA from Arabidopsis arenosa, 1586 nucleotides. NCBI's taxonomy places the organism in Eukaryota, Viridiplantae, Streptophyta, Magnoliopsida, Brassicales, Brassicaceae. The record is from the annotation of a GenBank genome assembly.